AAGCUAUCUACAAGAUCAUAAAAAAAUUUCCUGCAGCAAUGCCAUUAUUGUGCUUAAAGGGAAUGGCACAGCUACCCUUCACACACACUCUUGUUCUCAUCUUUUUCCUAUGUUUCUAUGUUGCACUCCCAACUCCGGAGGAUCCCAUCAAGUGCACCUCAAAGAACACAAACUGCACCAUCACAAACUCCUACGGCAUAUUCCCUGACCGAAGCAUAUGCGGAGCAGAACAAGUGUUUUACCCUACAGAAGAAGAAGAGCUGGUGAAAGUGGUUGCAUCAGCGAGUCAAAGCAAAAAGAAGAUGAAAGUAGCGACCCGUUUCUCCCACAGCAUUCCCAAGUGGGUGUGCCCUGAGGGCCAAAAAGGGUGGCUAAUAAGCACCAAGUAUCUGAACCGCGUAUUGGAAAUUGAGGCGGAGAAAAGGACAAUAACGGUGCAGAGUGGCGUGACAUUGAAGCAGCUCAUUGAUGAGGCUGCAAAAGCGGGGUUGGCAUUGCCGUAUGCGCCGUAUUGGUGGGGUUUGACGAUCGGGGGCAUUUUGGGAACAGGGGCUCAUGGAAGCUCCUUGUGGGGGAAAGGAAGUUCGGUUCAUGAACAGGUGGUGGAGCUUAGAAUUGUUAGACCCACAGGUCCUCAAGAUGGAUAUGCUAAGGUUCACACCCUAAGUCAUCAAGAAGAUGAUCAACAUCUCAAUGCAGCAAAACUUUCACUAGGUUUGCUUGGAGUCAUUUCACAGAUUACUUUGAAACUGGAACCUCUUUUCAAGCGAUCCAUUACCUAUUUGACAAAAAACGAUUCGGAUUUGGGGGACCAAGCCGCAGCAUUUGGACAGCAACAUGAGUUUGCAGAUAUAAUUUGGUACCCAAAUCAACACAAGGCUGUAUAUCGUGUUGAUGAUCGUGUCCCCAUGAAUACAUCAGGGAAUGGUGUCUAUGAUUUCAUCCCUUUCCGUUCCACUCCUUCACUUGAAUUAGCACUCAUCAGAACCACAGAGGAUGUUCAAGAAUCUACCCGUGAUGCUGACGGGAAGUGCUUACUCGCGAAGACAACCACGAAUACCCUUAAGGCCACUGCCUAUGGACUAACUAACAAUGGUAUGAUCUUCACUGGAUUCCCUGUAGUUGGAUUUCAUAACCACCUUCAGGCUUCGGGGUCAUGCCUAGAAAUUGAUAUGAAUGCAAAGAUCACAUCAUGUCCUUGGGAUUUCAGGGUCAAAGGAGAGUUCUUUCACCAAACCGCAUUUAGCAUUGGCUUGUCUGUGGUAAAGAACUUUAUUGAAGACGUGCAAAAACUAGUUGAAUUGGAACCAAAGCGAUUUUGUGGAAUAGAGAUCUACAACGGAAUUCUAAUGCGUUAUGUCAAGGCUUCAAGUGCAUACUUGGGGAAACAGGAGGAUGCCAUAGACUUUGAUAUCACAUACUACCGUAGCAAAGACCCGAUGACUCCUAGGCUUUAUGAAGACAUUAUUGAAGAAGUUGAACAGUUAGGAAUUUUCAAAUAUGGAGGUCUACCCCAUUGGGGUAAGAACAGGAACGUGGCAUUUGAAGGAGUAAUCAACAAGUACAAAAAUGCAGGGAAAUUUUUUAAGGUCAAAGAUGAGUAUGAUUCACAAGGGCUAUUCUCUAGUGAGUGGUCAGACCAAGUGCUUGGUCUAAAAGAAGGGUUAACAAUAUCAAAGGAUGGGUGCGCAUUAGAAGGUCUGUGUAUAUGCUCGCAGGACAACCAUUGUGCACCAAGCAAAGGCUACUUUUGCAGACCAGGCAAAGUCUAUAAGGAAGCAAGGAUUUGUACUCGUCUAGGAUAUUAACAAAUAUUGUAACAAGUUUCCUACUCUUUUUGGAGAAAUUGUUAGAUAAUUUGAAAGUAUUAUAUGUUCAUGAUCCUAAUUAAUGUCUACAUAACACAUUUUAAUUUUAUAA
Glycine soja is the source of this 1920-nucleotide messenger RNA. RefSeq names its product probable L-gulonolactone oxidase 4. The coding region runs from base 39 to 1808 and encodes 589 amino acids. NCBI's taxonomy places the organism in Eukaryota, Viridiplantae, Streptophyta, Magnoliopsida, Fabales, Fabaceae. The record is from RefSeq and is a predicted model, not a curated record. Gene Ontology annotation, cellular component: membrane. The transcript has 4 exons. Gene Ontology annotation, molecular function: D-arabinono-1,4-lactone oxidase activity; FAD binding.